GACAGUUGGAGUGUCUUUUAUACCAUCCUUUCCAUAGGUUUUAUUUAUGCCAUAAAACACCGACAGGUUAUGGAAAUUCAGCACUGGAUGAAAGAUAGAGGACUUUGUUAAAGUACAAGAAGUUAAUUUGCUAAGCCGAGUCCUUGUGAAGAGAUAUGGAGACUGUGUUUGGACUGUUGGCGAUCUUAGCAGGAGUGUCUCAUGGCAUGGAGAGCCCCUGUGAUGCUAGAGAGGAUGGAGCUCAGUGUUAUGGAGCUCUGGGAGGAACUGUCUGUCUCCGGCUGAUCACCAACGCCAGUGGACAUCAGCCCCUGUGACACAGGCUAAGCUGUCCUCUAAGUGUCUGUCUCAUGGAGAGAUGAGGGUAUCCUGCUCCUCUGAGGGGGACAGUCCCCAGUACAGCUGGACUUUGGAUGGACACCCACUGAACAACAAUGACAACUCUUUUGGUGAGAAGACAAACUCCAUCACACUGCGAAAAGGCCUGUCUGGGGAUCUCAACUGCACCAUCAGAAACAAUAUCAGCAGUGUUACUGUCAACACGGUAAUCUUACCUUGUCCAGAGAUCAUAGGGACGGUAGCAGGGUCUCUGGCAGGCAUAUUCCUUGUCCUAGUAAUGGUGUUGGCAGUUUACUGUGUCCAGAAGAAAAAGACACCUCCAAAGACUUCAGCUAAUGAUGACAGCCAGGAUGUGGAAUACGCUGAUGUCAGGAUACAAAAGAAGCAGAUGAGCCAGAAGGAGAGGGAGGCGCUGGUGGAGCUGAAUGACAGACAGGUGAAAGUGGCAGGGGGUCCCCAGCAGACGAUGGAGGUGGAGUAUGGACAGAUUAAAACAUUAGUGGGUCCCCGGCGGAAGGUAGACACACCUGAAGAGGAGGACUGUGUGUACGCCAGGGUACAGAAAGGCCAGUGAGCACUUUAAUCACUCGUUGCCUCCCAAUAAUCUCUCCUUUCUCCUAAAGUGUUGACUUGUUCACUUCCCUUCACGUAUUUCAAAGGAAAUGAAUGUUAUAUGGCAACUCCUCGUUGCCCAUGCCUAUACCAAUCCAAUUAUUUUACAUUUGUGGGGAGUAGUGAAGGAGUGCACACAUCUGGAAGAAGGAGAAAUUAUUGGGACGCAAACCUGAGGCCCAGAGUUGAUACAGACGACAGCUAUGUCUAAUUAUGUUGUCUUACAGUUACAGUAACAGCUUUGUUUUGCAUGUUCACACUUUAGAACACAUAUUGUCUGUUUCCAAGAAGUGGAUACAUCACUUCAGUUUUUCUUUAUCACGUUUUAACACAAAAACAAAAACAAGAAAUGACCCUUUUUCAAAGAUAAUUCGUGAACGUGCCUUAGGCAUGCUGCAAGGAGGCAUCAGGAGUGCAGAUGUGGCCAGGGCAAUAAAUUA
This is a messenger RNA of Oncorhynchus gorbuscha (pink salmon), 1391 nucleotides long. RefSeq names its product hepatocyte cell adhesion molecule-like. The transcript is spliced from 5 exons. Lineage: Eukaryota; Metazoa; Chordata; Actinopteri; Salmoniformes; Salmonidae. The record is from RefSeq and is a predicted model, not a curated record. Bases 359 to 913 code for a protein of 184 amino acids.